Molecule: messenger RNA, 1641 nt
Organism: Aspergillus thermomutatus
Lineage: Eukaryota; Fungi; Ascomycota; Eurotiomycetes; Eurotiales; Aspergillaceae
Exons: 5
Coding region: 1-1641 (546 amino acids)
Source: RefSeq, a predicted model, not a curated record
AUGGUCUACAUUCCAACUGAGGUCGUCGACAACAUCAUGUCUCAUGUCGAGCCGGAUGACUUCAAUACCCUCUUCCAGUGUGCGCUGGUCAAUCGUCAGUUUGCCAGAUCUGCUCUUCGUGCUUUGUAUCGCUCUGAGGCACUAUUCCCGGGAGUCAAAAGAUCCUCCGCAUACGAGCACUCGUUGAUUGCCAAAAGAGCAAAGCAAUGGUCCAAGUUUUGGUGGAUCCUGAUCAUCUCUGCCCUCACCUUUAACACUUAUCUCCCCUAUGCCCAGUUCCUCCACACGCUCGACUUGUGCGAUCUGGCGCUUCUGAUCCACAUCGACAGAGACUUUGCGGAAAAGUUACGGUAUGGUGAGUUCGGCUUCAAGCUCAAGCUUAUCUGCUUUGAGAAUUAUUGCAACAUCUGUGCUGCGGUUGGUUGGGUCAUUUUAGAGGUAAACUCUGGAAUCACCAGCUUGGUGUGCGACAGUUGCCCCGAGACUUGGGAUAGUGAGAUCGAAAGAAAUCGUUAUCUCGGAGUUUCUGCGUCUGUUCUGGACUGGUGGGCUCCUCAUUUGACCCGUCUCGAGACUCUGUGGUACAAUCUGGGAAAGCAUCUGAGCGUGGAGAACGCAUACAGCAUCGCACACCAUUGUCCCCGGUUCAGAAACCUGAUCGUCUGGGAAUGGAUGGAAUUCACCAUGAGCUCGGCCAGAUUCGCUUCCGAUGAUUCCGACAGUGAUACAGAAGAGGAACAGGCUUCGGCUGGAGAUUUCCUACUCUCACUGCGGCAUAAUGCCUUAGAACGUUUCGAAGUCACUCGUGAUUCCUACUUCAACCCUUCCAUGAUCACCGGCUUGACUGCUCAUUUGCAAUCCCUGCGUGUGUUGAGAGUGCCCAAGCUCCGACCACAGCUGGUGACCGAACUCCUGAAGUUGGAUCCCUUGCCGUCCCUCGAAUCCAUCCACUUUUUCCUCAGUUCCGAGAGAUGCGUUGCCCUAGUCCCUUCUUUCGGAAGAUGGCUCGGUGCAUGCAGAAACUUGCGCCGUAUCGAGACUUGGCUCUACCAUGAUGAACUCUUGCUGUUAGCGAACGCCCUGAAUCACGGCAUCCUCUCCUUGGAGGUUCUCAUCGUUCAGCAGAACUACGAGGAUAACACGAGAAUAAUCGAUGCUUUUUACCGUGGCCUCUCGCGUCAGCACAACUUGCAAGAACUGACCCUGAAUACCGAAAUGACGAGCCAAAAGAGCAUCUUUAUGUGGUGCCUUUUCCCCCUGAAGAAACUGCGCAAACUAAAUCUCAGGAAAAUGUCGAACCAGCUCACGUUGACCGAAAUUAGGACUCUAAGCGGCAGCUUCCCUAACCUCACCUGGCUGGGUUUGUACGUGACUCCGGUCGUCGACGAAAUCUGGGACUGCAUCGUCGCGCCCAAGCUCCGCUACCUCCACUUGGUCGGCAUUGGUUACUUGCACGCCGAACCCGCGAUUAAUUUCAUUCUUCGUCUGGGCGAGCAGAACAGAGGUUUCAUACUGAAGCUCAAGUUCACCACCUUCGCGGAAGACAACACCACCGUCUCAGAGGGGGAUCAUCUUCUCAUCUCAUUUGUGCUGAGGCGUCAUCUAAACGGUCAUCUCCUGCCGUACAGAGAAAUGCUCUAG